Morus notabilis is the source of this 1769-nucleotide messenger RNA. RefSeq names its product DEAD-box ATP-dependent RNA helicase 10. The transcript has 14 exons. Bases 95 to 1414 code for a protein of 439 amino acids. Gene Ontology annotation, molecular function: nucleic acid binding; ATP binding. Lineage: Eukaryota; Viridiplantae; Streptophyta; Magnoliopsida; Rosales; Moraceae. The record is from RefSeq and is a predicted model, not a curated record.
CUUCUUUUUCUCAUUAGUCAUCUCCUCGUUGGCACAUCGGCCUCUUGAACCAGCAUCGGCGUCAGUGCACUCUACACAGAUUAGGGGGGUGAGAAUGGAGGAGGAACGUGAGGAGGAGAAGAAGACAUUUAGAGAACUGGGGGUGCGCGAAGAAUUGGCGGUCGCUUGCGAUAAAUUGGGUUGGAGAAACGCCUCCAAGAUACAGGCUGAAGCCAUCCCUCAUGCACUUGAUGGUAAGGACCUGAUCGGACUUGCGCAAACGGGCUCGGGUAAAACUGGAGCUUUUGCUCUUCCCAUAUUGCAAGCCCUUUUAGAUUCUCCUCAAGCAUUCUUUGCUUGUGUGCUGUCUCCAACAAGAGAGCUUGCAAUUCAGAUUGGCGAGCAGUUUGAAGCUUUAGGGUCUGAAAUUGGCGUUAGGUGUGCAGUGCUUGUUGGAGGGGUGGACAUAGUGCAACAAUCUCUUAACCUUGCAAAGCGGCCACACAUCAUUGUUUGUACACCUGGACGCCUAAUGGAUCACUUAAACAACACAAAGGGUUUUUCUCUUCGCACAUUGAAGUAUCUGGUUCUGGAUGAGGCAGACAGGUUGCUAAACGAGGAAUUUGAGAAAUCACUUGAUGAAAUUCUGAAUGUUAUCCCUCGUGAUCGUAAAACAUAUUUAUUUUCUGCUACUAUGACAAAAAAGGUCCGGAAGCUCCAAAGGGCUUGUCUAAGGAAUCCUGUAAAGAUUGAGGCAGCAUCCAAGUAUUCAACAGUUGACACUCUAAAACAGGAGUAUCGCUUUUUGCCUGCUAAACAUAAGGAUUGCUAUCUUGUUUAUAUUCUUACUGCACGUCCCGAUUCCACAUCAAUGGUAUUCACCCGUACAUGCGAUGCAACCCGCUUUCUGGCUUUGGUUCUUUCAAAUCUUGGCUUUAAGGCUAUCCCAAUUAGCGGUCAUAUGAGCCAGGCAAAAAGACUAGGAGCUUUAAAUCUGUUCAAGUCUGGACAGUAUAAUAUACUUGUGUGUACUGAUGUGGCAAGUAGGGGGCUGGAUAUCCCAUCUGUAGAUAUGGUCAUUAAUUACGAUAUCCCCACAAACUCCAAGGAUUAUAUACAUCGCGUGGGAAGAACUGCUCGGGCUGGUCGAUCUGGGGUUGCAAUCUCCCUUGUGAAUCAAUACGAAUUGGAGUGGUUUUUGCAGAUUGAGAAGCUCAUUGAGAAAAAGCUACCCGAGUAUCCUGUUGAAGAAGAGGAAGUCUUGAUACUGUCGGAGCGUGUAGCAGAUGCCAAAAGAAUAGCGCAAGGGAAAAUCAAAGAUGGUGUUUUUGGCAAGAAGAGGAAGAAGGGAGAUGAAGACUAUUUGCAGGAAGACGUUGAGAAGUAUUUUGGCAUCAAGGAUAAGAAGUUCUCAAAGAAGCCGAAAAGACGAUAAGUAAUUUUUUUAUCAAUCAGCAACUUUUGCUCAGAAAAUCUUCAAGCUUUCUUUUCCCCCAACAGACAGACAAUCGGCGGUGCGAAGGCUUGUUGAGGGAAGUUGAGCAUUUUAAUGAUGAGUGGUGUUAGACAAUAUUGUCAAAUUUUUGUAGUUAGCUCUUUUAGUGAUGAUUGAUAAGUCAAUAGUUAUUUUCUUUACUCAACGAUUUUUGUUGUUGUUGUUGUUGGAAAUAUCAUUUGUACCCAACGGGAGUCAAUACUAUGACUAUCUUACACUUACACAGGACUGAAAUGUUUUUAUUUUUAGGGUGACCGAAAUGGUAUUUCGGUUGUCUUUUUAUAUAAUUAAAUAA